Acomys russatus (golden spiny mouse) is the source of this 3485-nucleotide messenger RNA. RefSeq names its product collagen alpha-2(I) chain. Lineage: Eukaryota; Metazoa; Chordata; Mammalia; Rodentia; Muridae. Bases 352 to 3240 code for a protein of 962 amino acids. The transcript has a single exon. The record is from RefSeq and is a predicted model, not a curated record.
GGAGUUAGGGGGAUUCUGGGAAGCUGCAUUAGGUAGAGGGGACAAGUGAGUAGAGACCUUGCCCUCGGCUUGUCUUGCAGCUCCGCCCCUUCAAUUACCUUUAUAUUUGUCAGACUUUAGGGGGGGCCGGGGCUGGGGGCGGCGUCCGGGACUGGGCGGGGGUACGGAGAGAGCUGCGAGACAGAAAGGCAGCGAGGGCCGGAUCCGAGUGUUGUACUUGCGUUUGCUGGACACGCUGUCUAGGGGAACAGGUGCAAAGACAGCGUGCCCGAGGUUGCGUUGUGGAAAGGAGCUGCGGAGCCCGGCACGGGGCCCUUGCCCUGGCUGCGCGGGUGUACGCUGGCAGCGAAGAUGCCGGCUCGUUGUGUGGGGGCGGGCAGGUCGUGGCGGGGUGUUUGGUCCCCGUGGGCUAGGAGGUGGAAUGUAAGGAUGUUCCGAGGCUAUGGAGUAAGGCGCCGAGCGAGGUCUUCAGUGCGGGGAGUGCGCUGUGCAAGCGGAGGGAGGCCGGAGGAUGGUAGGCGGCCUUGGGGGAGAAGGACUACGGAGCCCGCAGUACCCACUGGGAUGAACAAGGCCUUUGGGAUACCAGGGACUUCAGGCUCGGUUGAGGCAGCAGUGGACACCAGGGCAGUGUGGGUGAACGGGGCUCUGGGAGAGCCCGAGGUGGUUGGACCUGCUGGGUCUGUGUGGGUGACUCGAUCUGACAAGGAGGAGCCAGACGGUGGGAGUCCACCAAGCUGUGAGAGGAAAGGUCGUCGCAGAACACUUGGCCAUGAGAGCAUCCUGGAACUGUGGUUGAAGGUGCAGGCUAUGAGGGUAGCUUCAGGAUGCUGGGGAGGAAGCAGAGUGGAGCUCCAUCCUGUUCCUGCGGGAGAGGGGCCAGUCGAAAAGGGCCUUCCCGGGCGAGCUUCCUGGUUAGAGACGAGCCAAGGUGGUGUCACAGGGCCCUGGGUGAGAGGACGUGCUAGGGCAUUCCCCAGGGCCUCAGGACUGCCCUGUGCUAGGGAAAUAGGGGCAGGUUGUGAGAGAGUCUCCAUCUUAUGUAGGCAGGGACAAGCUGGGAAGACACCUCCUGCUGUGGGUGGACCUGGGGUAGUGGAGAAGAUAAGCUGUGCUGCCAUGGGCCCUUGGGAAAAGAGACAAGCUAUGGGGGUGCCUGAGGCCAUAGGAUGUUCUGAGGCCUUGAAAAGACCCACAGAGGGAGAAGUGAGGGGAUGUGGGGGUGCCCCAGGUCUGUGUCGCAAGGGGCAUUCAGUGCAGGGUUCUGGAGCUCUGGAGGAAGAACCUGUAUAUGGGCAUAUGUUAUGGGAAAGGGGGCAGAUUGUAGGGGCUUCUGAUGCCUUGAUGGUACUUCCCAGGGCUAUGGAAGAUGAAACUACCCCCCAAAGGGGGCUGGAGUUGUGGCAAAGGAGACAAGAGGUGGAAGAUACAGGUUCUAGGGCCAUGGCACAGCCUGUGGGAGUGUCUUGUCCUAGAGAAGACGGAGCUAGAUGUGGAACUGACCCAGGGCCGUGGGGAGCUGCUCAGGCUGCAGGGUUGUCUGCCUCUGAGGAGCAGGAGACAGGUUCUCAAGGUGCCACGGGGCUAUGGGGUAUAGAACAGGCAGUGGGAGCACCCAGGGCUUUGGGGAAGGAGUCGGACGAUGCACGUGCUCCAGGAUGGUGGGGAACAGGACAGCUGCCGAGCAUGCAGACUGUGGUGGUAUCAGGAGAUUGGGAAGAAGCCGGCUGUGAUGUUUCAGGCCUGUGGGAGAGGCAGCAGGCUUUGGGGCCUCCUCUGGCUGAGCCAUUACCAGGACCAGCUAUGGAGGAGACACACAGUGGGAGUCUCCUAAGCCUGUGGGAGAGGGGGCAGGUCAUGAGGGAGCAAGAGGCUCAGGGGCCUGCAGCUUUAGGGAUACCUGGGGCUGUGGAUCAGGAUGCCAGUUGUGGGGUUCUUUCAUGUCCAUGUGGUAGGAGGCGGGCUGUGGAAUUGAUGGAGGCAGUUGUGAGGCCAAAGCUCAGGUGUGCCCCAGGAGCACCCUCAGCUCUGGGUGUGCCUGCUGCCACCUUGUGUGUAUGUCAGGAAAGCAGCUCUACAGAUGGUGUGGACCUGUCAGAAAGACCUUACAUUGCCUCUGCGGGGCCCAUGGCUCCUGAGGAAUGUUCAUCUAUGGUAGAGGAUGCUGAGUCUAGGGCCCUUCCAGGCUCAUGGGGAAGGAGACCAGCUAUUGGGGUUCCCAUGGCUCCUCAAGUGCCUGGUUCUCUGGAGGUAGAGGCUGACUCCAGAGGUUUCUCUGGCAUGUCAGGAAGGAGACAGGCUGCAGGUAUACCUGUGACUGCAGGGGUAUCUCCAGCUGGUGUGGGCGUGGCUCCCAGGGCAUCUAGUUCUGUGUGGGAGCACACUGGAUCUAGGAGUGCCUCAGACUCAGUAGGAGGCAGGCCACCGACAUGCGUAUCCAUGACCGUAGGGCUGCCUGAGUUCACAGUGGAUGAGACACUCUGUGAGGGUUUACAAAGAAGACAGUCUGCCCCAGUGCCUGGGACUGCUAGAACUGCCACAACUGUGGGAGUGCCCACAGCUUCUGGGCUCUUUGGGCCUCACCGGGUGGUAGACAGUGGCGGUGGAGAAAGCUCAGAGAUAUGGCAAAGAAGACAAAUGGCCGAGGCGCCUGCUGUCCGCAGAGUCCCUAAGCUUGAGAGGGAAGCAGGCUCUGAUAGUGCCUCUGAUCUGUGGAGGAGAAACAGUGGGACAUUUUCUGAGGCGAUGAGGGGGGCUUUGCAUCAGGAGGUGCUUACAGCUGUUGGGGUUCCUGUGGUUGGGUGUGUACCUGCUGCAGUGUGGGUGACUGAGUCCCCUCGAGAGGAAGCAAAUGAAGGUGACUAUGACAUGACAGUGGCAAGGGGACAGUCCAUGGAAGGAGUAAGGGCAUCAAGGGAGGAAACAGUGAGUAGAGGGAUCCUGGGGCUUGCAGGGAGGGGCCAGGCUGUGGGGGUGUCUUAUACCCAUGAGCUUGGUGCCAGGAUGUGGGGCAGUCCAAGGCUUUCGGGGGAGGAAACAGCCUGUGAGACUGUGCCCAGGGUAUCUGCAGUGAGAACAGCUGGGGCAGCAGUUUCAAGGGAGGACGUGGGUCUUGGCCAUUUCAGAGCUGACCUGCAGGGGAGUGGCCAGAGAGUUGUGGAAGGGGUUCCUGAAGCUAGAGUGAGAGAGGAUGAUUUGGGGGAGAGGGAGGAGGGCGGGUUGAGAGGCACCUUCCAGUAGAUGUAUAGAAAGCAAUUGGAAGAUGUCCUGGGGUUCUGGGGGGGAAAGAGGUUGGGUAACCAUUUGUCUUGGGCAUAGGUGAAGGAAGUGGGAUGUGUCGGGACCUUAUGAUUCCUGGAGAGAUACUUUGUGGUGAUGUCACAGGGAGACUUUUAGAAAGAUGGGGAAUGCAUUACAAGGAGGCCUGUCCCAGGAUUUUUUACAGCGGAAUGGUGUGGGGUGGGCGUCCCUGGACUUGUGUUUGU